This is a messenger RNA of Ascoidea rubescens DSM 1968, 1571 nucleotides long. RefSeq lists its product as uncharacterized. Lineage: Eukaryota; Fungi; Ascomycota; Saccharomycetes; Ascoideales; Ascoideaceae. The record is from RefSeq and is a predicted model, not a curated record. The annotation marks the transcript as partial. The transcript has a single exon.
GUGCAUAUAUAUGCAAUAUACCGUGCACAACGUGGCUAACAAAGAUAUUACCCGGCCGUGAUGGCUUUCUCUGCGAUAAAUGCAUAGCAACACAGGAGUCAUGCGCUGGCACGCGUGUAAAAUGCUGGAGCCAGGAUUGGGGUGGGUUGUGUUUCUGUGGAGCCAAUCCCAAAGCAGAAAAAGCAGUCAUAGAAUAGACACAGGUGUUUGAAGGGCACUGUUUUGGAACGAUGAGCUUGAAGUUUUCGGCAAGAGUUGAAUUGACUAGCAAGGUUGGAAGAAAGUAGAAGAAGAAAAUUGUGAUGGAGCCCUUUUUUGAGGAGGAAAAGCUCCGAGAAUUGAUCAAUAAUAGAAACCGGAUUUUCAAUUUGAAUAAAGACAACGAUAACGAGACGUUGAUUAUCUAUCGAGACGAAGCCGGCGAGAAUAUUUUACAGAGUGUCAAUAACAUAUACCGGUUCCAAAGUGGAGGGAAGAAACCCUUUAAUAAGAAAAACUCCAGAAAGCUAAGGUAUGAGUGCCGAUUAGCAGGGAAACGAUUUGAUGGAAAUAAGAGGCACAAGAUGUGUGGAAAUGAAAAUCGCAAGAAUGGGGAAAUUAGUAGUGGGAACAAUAACAAAGCUGAUAGUAAUAGCAACAGUAAUAGUAAUAGUAAUAGUAAUAGUAACAUUAAUAGUACUGGUAAUGGUGGCAGUGACAACAUGAACAGUAUUGAUGAGUUUUUCAACAUUUCGUUGAUCAACAACAUUGUCAAUGAGCAUGGCGAUAAGAAUGGCAAUAAGAAUGGCAAUCAGAAGAAAAGAAAAAAGGAAUUUAGAAAUUCCAAUGAGUACAACUGUCCUGCUAAAUUGUUUGUCACCGAGUACCACGACAGAUACUCGCUAGUGCAAAGUCCAGGAGGCCACAACCACUCCAUCAAACACUCUGAUUUCCAUAAGAUCUCUCCAUUGUUGAAGCAAUUGAUCGAGCAUGAGGCGAUGAAAGGGUACAGUCCCCUUUUGAUUCGAGAUGGAUUGAAGAAGAUGACCAAAGCAGACUCUCCCAACAACAACAACAAGAGCAGCCAGCCCAGAACCUACUUUGCAAACUAUGGCAGCUGCCAUUUGCUAAAGGACGACAUCAACUUUCUCAACAUCAAAACGAUCCAUAACAUUGUGCAUCAGAUUCGCAAAAAAGACGAGUACAUGGCCAACAGCGAGAUGCCCCUGCUCAAGAAGCUAGAGCAGCAGAGUCUGCUGCCAGCCCUCAAAAGCCAGAAGAAGCCCAAUUGCAAAGCAAAGGCCAGCAGGUUCGACCUCGAGAAGUCUGCCAAAGAACACAAUUUCUAUUACGAUAAGUUCCAGCUCUCCAGCUUCAUCUCCAGCAAAGGAAGCAGCGACAACAGCAGUGACAACAGCCCUGAGAAGCACCACCAGUAGCGUUUUGCAGAGCACAGACGCCUCUUUCUCUGCUUCCUCUGCUGCUGCCCGGAUUUCGCACCACUGGGCCGGAACAGUCCCGAUAUGCGCUUCGACGCCUCGUUUAGAUUUCCGAUAUGAACUUCCACGUGUGCGUCUGGCUAUCGGCCGCCG